AGUUAAACAUUUCUGAAAAAAGAUGAAUUUGUUAAUUAAAGCACGGCAAGUUUUACAUCCUGCUGUGCGGAAUCUAUCAGCGACUUCAACAGUCGCUCAAAGCAGUGCAACUGCAGAGUCCACAAAGAAGUCAAGCAACGAAACCAACCCGGCGAUAAUAUUGUCACAGACAAAUCAUGCAAUAAGCAAGAGGAACACGCGACAGGCAUGGAUUGAGAAUGCUGAUGCGGUGACAGAACGAAAAGUGGGACUGAUUGAGCUGCAUGCGGAUGUAUUUGCUGCUCAGCCUCGCGUUGACAUCAUACAAGAAAAUUUUGAAUGGCAGCGCAAAUAUCGUUAUGUAAGUAUGGCUGAGACCAAGACGCGCGCCGAAGUGCGAGGUGGCGGCCGCAAGCCUUGGCCGCAAAAGGGAAUGGGACGCGCAAGACAUGGUUCCAUCAGAUCACCGCUCUUCAAGGGUGGUGGCGUCAUUCAUGGUCCACGAUCCCCAACAACUCAUUUCUACAUGCUGCCUUUUUACAAACGAGUGCUAGGGCUUACGUCAAUGUUGAGCGUUAAACUGGCGCAGGAUGAUCUACAUAUAAUUGAGAAUGUGGACAUUCCCACACGUGAUGCCCAAUUCAUUAAGGAUUUAAUAGAGGCACGAAACUGGGGGCCAUCUGUGCUAAUUAUUGAUAAGCAAGAUACAUUUUCUGAAAACAUAUGCUACGCCACUGAUAUGCUGGGAUAUGUAAAUCUGAUGCCUUCAUUUGGCUUAAAUGUCUAUUCUAUGCUAAAGCACGAUACUCUUGUGCUUACUGUCGACGCUGUAAAGCAUUUGGAAGAACGUUUGCUCUAUCAAUUGAAUCGUAACGAUGCUGCCAGCAAAGGUGGCCAAUUCAAACUAGAUCAAGUGUAAAAUAAUUGUUACAAUAAAAAAUUUGUUUUUGCAUUUA
Molecule: messenger RNA, 935 nt
Organism: Drosophila busckii
Lineage: Eukaryota; Metazoa; Arthropoda; Insecta; Diptera; Drosophilidae
Gene: mRpL4
Product: 39S ribosomal protein L4, mitochondrial
Exons: 2
Coding region: 23-898 (291 amino acids)
Biological process (GO): translation
Cellular component (GO): ribosome
Molecular function (GO): structural constituent of ribosome
Source: RefSeq, a predicted model, not a curated record